CAGUGCCGUCGGACGACGUUUACGUGGAAGUACGGCCUUCGCGAAAAUUCAUUUCCCUAUCCAAUCACUGUCGAAUGAUUCUAACGAAGAAAUUUGAAAAACGAUAGAGACAGUGUCACAAAAUCAGAAAUUGUUAAAACGAUUACCUGUGAUUUUUGUUAUCGGUAAUUGGUGAUCCAUCGAUUUUUGGUGAUUCCUGAUCGAAACAAGGCAAAGCAAAGGGAACAGAAAAGAAGAAGAAGAAGAAGAAGAAUAAGAAGAAGAAGAAGAAGAAGAAGAAGAAGAAGAAGAAGAAGAAGAAGAGGAAGAAGAAGAAGAAGAGAAAAAACAAAAACAGAAACAUGCCUUGACCGCACCUCAGGUGACACCAGGAUGUAUUGUAUAGUCGAAAGAAUAUCACUGUGCUUGUAGCGCGUAUAACUUUUGAUUGGACGACAAAUGUCGUAGGUAUUCUUAUCUGUGCUGAGGUGUGUGCGUGUGUGAGUGAAAUCGUGUGUGGCUGUGGGUGCUGCUCUCCUCGAUUGUAUCUGACCUGACCCAGGUGAGCACCUGGACCAACAAAGAUGACUACGAGGGAGUUAUACGUGAAGGGUGGUAAGGUAUGGGUGCCGCACCCAGAAAAGGUUUGGGAAGGCGCGGUGCUUCUGGAAGAUUACAAAUUAAAACAGGGAACCUUGAAGGUUAAUACGGACGAUUCCAAUCAGACGAAGGUCUUGGAGAUCAAAUCAGACUCCGAUUUACCACCGUUAAGAAAUCCUGAUAUACUUAUAGGGGAGAAUAACUUGACAUCGUUGUCGUUUCUUCACGAGCCAGCUGUUCUGUAUAAUCUACAGAUUCGUUUUCAACGACACUGUAUUUACACUUAUUGCGGUAUCGUUUUGGUUGCGUUUAACCCAUACAAUGAACUUCCAAUUUAUGGCAACGACACGAUAUGGGCGUACAGGGGUCAGGCGAUGGGCGAUUUGGAACCUCAUAUAUUCGCCGUCGCUGAAGAAGCGUACACCAAGCUGGAAAGGGAAGGUCACGACCAAUCUAUUAUCGUUUCUGGAGAAUCCGGUGCUGGAAAAACUGUCUCUGCAAAAUAUACGAUGCGAUAUUUCGCUACCGUCGGUGGUUCAACGACCGAGACGCAGGUCGAGAAGAAAGUCCUUGCCUCUCUACCGAUCAUGGAAGCUAUCGGUAAUGCAAAGACAACGAGAAACGAUAAUUCCUCGAGAUUCGGGAAGUUUAUCGAGAUUCAAUUUAACAAACACUACCACAUCACCGGAGCCAGUAUGAGAACUUAUCUUCUGGAAAAGUCAAGAGUCGUGUUUCAGACAUACGAGGAAAGGAAUUAUCAUAUAUUUUAUCAAAUGUGCGCAGCCGCAGCGCGUCUACCUCAUUUGCAUUUGAGCCACCAGAGUAAGUUUCACUAUCUAAAUCAAGGAAAUGAUCCCUUGAUAGAUGGCGUGGAUGACUUGAUGUGUUUCGAUGAAACGAUAAGCGCGCUCACCAUGCUUGGAUUCUCGUCCAAGCAGCAGGACGACAUGCUUCGUAUUUUAGCAGCUAUUAUGCAUUUGGGAAACGUGAAUAUAGGGAAUGCCGAUAACCAAAAUUCGAGCAAUGAAAACGACACCGAAACCAGUUACAUUCAUUCGUCAGACAAACAUCUAUUGAUGAUGUGCGAGCUGUUGGGCACCGACGUAAACGCGAUGAGAAAAUGGCUGUGCCAUAGAAAAAUCGUGUCGAUGAGGGAAGUAUUCUUGAAACCAAUGAACGUGGAACAAGCGAUUGGCGCUAGAGACGCACUGGCCAAACAUAUUUACGCGGAAUUGUUCAACUGGAUCGUAGCUGGCAUCAAUAACUCCUUGCAUUCUCAAAACAAACCCCAGUGUUUCAUCGGUGUCCUGGAUAUCUACGGUUUCGAGACGUUCGAGGUCAAUUCUUUCGAACAGUUUUGCAUAAAUUACGCGAACGAGAAGCUUCAACAACAAUUCAAUCAGCACGUCUUCAAGUUAGAGCAGGAGGAGUAUUUUAAGGAGGAGAUCGAAUGGACUUUCAUAGACUUCUAUGACAAUCAACCUUGUAUCGAUCUCAUCGAAACGAAACUGGGUAUUCUCGAUUUAUUGGACGAGGAAUGUAGGAUGCCGAAAGGUUCGGAUAGUUCAUGGGCGGAUAAACUUUACUCGAAAUGUGGAAAAUCGAAACACUUCGAAAAACCACGAUUUGGAACUUCUGCCUUCUUGAUUCACCACUUUGCCGACCGGGUGCAAUACGAAACGACUGGAUUUUUAGAAAAAAACAGAGACACCGUUAUCGAGGAACAGGUUGACGUACUGCGAAACGGAGACAAUAAGUUAUUGAAGAAGUUAUUCAGCGAAGAGGAUCCGAAGCUUAUGGUACCAUCGAACGUGAGACUGAAAGUAUCGGCUCAAAAGCCAGCAUUAAAUUCGCCUAAGCAAAAUAAGAAAACGGUAGGUUCGCAAUUUCGCGACUCCUUGAAUAUGUUGAUGUCUACAUUAAACGCAACUACACCGCAUUACGUGCGCUGUAUCAAACCAAACGAUACCAAGGAAGCAUUUGAAUACAACCCAAUUCGUGCGAUGCAGCAAUUACGGGCUUGCGGUGUCCUAGAGACGAUUAGAAUAUCCGCCGCUGGAUUUCCCAGUCAAAGAACAUACAACGAAUUCUUUCUCAGGUACAGGAGCCUCUGUAAAUUCAAGGAUAUUCGACGCGACGACCUCAAAGAAACCUGUCGACGAAUAUUGGGCAGGUAUAUCAAGGACGAAGAUAAAUUUAAAUUCGGCAAGACGAAGGUUCUUUUUCGUGCUGGUCAAGUAGCUUAUCUAGAAAAGCUACGAGCGGAACGACAGCGAGAUGCUUGUGUUAUGAUCCAAAAAACGGUGCGCGGUCUGAUAUGCCGUAGUAGGUAUAAGAAGAUUCGAUGUGCUGUGCUUGGUCUUCAAAGAUACGGAAGAGGAUACAUCGCUAGGCAGAAAGCUCAGGCUGUGAGGGAAGAAAGGGCCGCGACGAAAAUUCAAGCUCGUGUCAAAGGUUGGCUGAAGAGGCGUCGAUAUCUCCAGAUAAAACGCACAAUUCUCGGUAUUCAGACGUACGGCAGGGGAAAACUGGCGCGGCAGAAAUACGAACGAAUGAAGGAUAAUGCGGCAGCGAUUGUAAUUCAGAGAUUCGCCAGGGGUUACCUUGUUCGAAUGGCGUGCAAGAAAAAAUUAAGAGAUAUUAUAACCGUUCAGUCUUGCAUCAGAAGGCAUAUGGCGAGGAAAGAGUUUAAGAGAUUGAAAGCUGAAGCGAGAAGCGUGGAACACGUAAAAUCUCUGAACAAGGGAUUAGAGAAGAAGAUAAUGACCCUGCAGCAAAAGAUCACCGAGCUUAUGAAAGAGAAUCAGGUAUUGAAGAACGUUCAGAACGAGGUGAUAGACUUGAAACACAAAUUAGAAGGACUGAAAUCCGUAGACGCGGAGAAUAAGAAAUUAAAUGCUAUACUAAUAGAGAAAGCGAAAGAAUUAGAAAAGAUUCAGGAUAUCGUGAAAGCUGAAAGAGAUGAAAAAAUGGAUAUUUUACAGGACAAGGAAAGAAAUACACAAGAGAAAGAACAAGAAAAUAUGGAGCUUCUGGGUGAAAUCGAAAAGUUGCGAAAGGAACUUUCGGUAGCUAAUGAAAAGUUGAAGAACAACCAACGCGGUGCUGAAGAGAACUUGAAGUAUCGUUUAGAACAGGAAAAAGAUCUUCUCCUGCUGGACCAGGACCAGGAUCGUGGCGCCUAUCAGAAAUUAUUGAAAGAGUAUCACGAGUUAGAGCAACGUACAGAAAUGUUAGAACAGAAACUCGCUAUGCAUGCUCCUGCACACUCGCGUUCUCUUAGCAAUGCUUCCAGCAGUAGCGGGCAAAUCGUGUCUACGGAACUUCCACAAGAUGACCAGAAUAUCGAUUUGGGUUACGGUUCGGUAAGAUCGACUGCUUCUUCCUCGACUCCUUACUCACGGCUGGAAACGAUUGACUGGAAUCAGCAAAGGUCAGAUAGUCCACCCGAUGGAGAGGUUCAAUCAAAUAAAUCACCUGCCGAAACGAAUGGUCCGACACACGCGCCAGUAGAUAUUGGAUUAGUGUUGAAGCUUCAACAGAAAUUAAAGGAUGUUGAGAAAGAGAAGGGAAGAUUAAUCAGAAUGGUGGAAGAUUUAGAACGUGAUAGUCCCGAAGAAACUUCGAGGAUGCAAGAUACAUUUAGGCUUCAAGAAUUGGAAAUGGAAAAUGCUCAAUUAAAGAAAGAUUUAGGUACUUUAAGAAAAAGCGUUUCCUCAACAGGCCUAACUGGUGCCCAGCAGAAUCUCAUGGGACAAUUUGAUGCGCUUCAAGAAGAGCUUGAGAGAAGACGAGAAGAAUGCAUUCAACUGCAUAGCGUGUUGGCAGAUAAUACACGAAGAAUGAAGAGCUUAGGCUCGAAUUAUGGCCGUGAUGUGGACAUUAUAAACGAAGACGGCGAAUUAGUACUCGCCUUCGAAACACAGAAAAAGAUCAACAGGCAAUUAGAAGACGAGCUUCAAAUGAAGGAGAAAGGGUGGCGGGCACAGAGGGAUGAAUGGCGAGCGGAAAUCGAUAGGUUACAGGAGGAAAUUGAGAAGCAGCAGAAGUUACUAUCCGUGAAUUUGAGCAAAUCGCCACAAACCCAGACUGAGGCAUAUAUGCAACACGAAAUUGCCAGGCUAACGUCUGAAAAUUUGGAAUUGCAAGAAAAAUACGAUAAAAUAGCAGAAGAAUGCAGGAAGUUUAAGAGACAAUGCAAGAUACUUGCGAAACGUCUGAGGGAUGCAGGCUUGCCAGAUACUGCAGAAUCUGUAAGCGAUUCUGCGAUAAUGUCUUCCAAUAGUCAGUCGGGAGAUAAUGGAAGUAAUUUGCCAGUUAUCCGGAAGAAAGAAAGAGAUUAUGAGGGCAUGUUCGAGUUUAGAAAAGAAGAUAUCAACAUAAUAAUACGUCAUCUCGUUUUCGAGUUAAAACCUAGAAUCGCGGUGACAUUACUUCCUGGUCUGCCAGCUUAUAUUCUUUUUAUGUGUAUAAGGCAUACAGACUGUGUAAACGACGAUGAAAAAGUGAGAUUGUUAUUAACGGCAUAUCUCAAUGCUGUGAAACGUGUAGUCAAGAAACGCGAGGAUUUUGAUUGUAGCGUACUUUGGUUCAGCAACACCUUGAGAUUGUUGCAUAAUAUGAAACAGUAUUCGGGAGACAAACCUUUUCAAAUUGAAAACACACCAAGACAAAAUGAGCAAUGUCUUAGAAAUUUCGAUUUAAGCGAGUAUCGCCUUGUAUUGAGCAACGUGGCGCUUUGGAUUUUCAAUAAUAUCGUAACGAAUCUUAAAGAAAGGAUUCAAGCUCUGACUGUCCCCGCUCUUCUCGAACACGAAGCUAUAUCAGGCUUGAAUUCUAACAAACUCGGUCGACCACGAUCAUCCUCUAUGGGAGAGGAGCCAGAAUCAACUCAACAAAAGCUUAAUAAACUUCUCGAUGAACUUACUUUAGUGUAUAAAACUCUUCAAUAUCAUGGUGUUGAUCCUGAGAUUGUCGUGCAACUUUUCAAACAACUGUUUUACUUCAUGUGCGCUAGUGCUCUGAAUAACUUGCUUCUCAGGAAUGAACUUUGUCACUGGACGAAGGGCAUGCAAAUAAGAUAUAAUUUAAGUCAUUUGGAACAAUGGGGACGAGAUCGAAGAUUAGAAGCAGCAUCCGAAGUGCUUCAGCCAAUUGUACAAGCAGCACAGCUUUUGCAAGCUCGUAAAACAGAUGAAGACGUAAAUUCUGUGUGCGAAAUGUGCAACAAAUUAACCGCGAAUCAAAUAGUGAAAAUUUUAAAUUUGUAUACACCAGCUGACGACUUUGAAACGCGCGUGCCAGUUUCGUUCAUCAAGAAGGUACAGGAAAAAUUGAGUGAACGUGGUGAGAACAACGAACAGCUGUUAAUGGAUCUUAUGUAUUCAUACACAGUAAGAUUACCAUUCAAUCCAUCGGAUAUUCGACUAGAGGAUAUCGAAAUACCAGAAGUACUUCAUUUACCCAUGCUCAAAAAGGUGUAAUCAUAGGAAAGGAAAAACUUAGAGGCCCUGCUGUGCAUAUAAUUUUUAGUUGAGUAACAGUCUAAUGAAUAAUCGAAUUCGUAUAGUCUAUUUAUUAAAAAAAAAAAAAAAAAAAAAAAAAAAAAAACAGAAAAGAAGGAAACAAAAGAAAGAAAGGAAGAAUUAGAUUACUUUCAUAAAAUUAGAUAACGCAUCGAGGGGGGUCAUCGACAUUACAUUUUAUAUAUUUUUUUUUACUCGUGUAAUUUGUAUUUUAUAAAACAUCAUUCCUAUUCUUCCGCGUAAAAGUGUCAAUUUAACGAAUUCGUUCUGACAAAAAUUUUCGUUAUUAAUGUAUAGCGAUUGUACGUCAAGACUUAAGGAGGAUGGUGUUGAUAUAAGGCUCUGCUGGAACUUGCGAUUUAAACAUCUGAAUUGAGUGAAGACAUUGGACGUACGUUAAAUAAGAAUAAGUGAGAUAUAAGAAUGCAAGUAUAUACGAUGAAACGAAGUGCCGAAUUCUGUAUCGUAUGGUACAGAAAUGUUGUUAUGGAGAUUAAAGAUGUUUAAGAAGUGCGUUGUUUCUUGAUGUUGUUAGUCUAUCAAAAGUUGUUAUGGCAAAAUAUUGCAACUCCAAGCAUGAACUUUAUGUAUGUAAUAAAUCUAUUGGAGAUGCACUCAUUGUGUAAAAACAGAAAGAGAAAAGAGAUAUGUGUUAUGCUGGGAUAGAUUGUAUAUUUUGUGAUAAGAGAAAGACUAUCUGUCUAUCCCCAUAGACCGAAGGCUGAAGAUAUCGGAGAAAAAGAGAGAAGAAGAUAGAGGUAUACAAUGUUGUUAUAAUAUAAUUUAUAAAUGUACAAGCGAUCGUAUUUUGUGCCAUUUUAUUAGUAGAAUGUUACCAAAUUGUUUCUUACGUUGAUCGAUCUGCAUUUACGUUUAUGCUUUAUGAAAUAAUUUUGGAAACAAAAUUCCCACAACCCGGAUUAUACAGGAAAAAAUAUCUGUCUACACGAUUAUACCUUGACUCGAUGUGACAAAUUUAUUUGUUCCUAUGAAGAAAAUAAAAAAGAAUCGUUGAUGGAAUCAUA
This is a messenger RNA of Bombus huntii, 7129 nucleotides long. RefSeq names its product unconventional myosin-Va (gene didum). The transcript is spliced from 20 exons. The record is from RefSeq and is a predicted model, not a curated record. Gene Ontology annotation, biological process: actin filament organization; vesicle transport along actin filament. Lineage: Eukaryota; Metazoa; Arthropoda; Insecta; Hymenoptera; Apidae. Gene Ontology annotation, molecular function: actin filament binding; microfilament motor activity; ATP binding. Gene Ontology annotation, cellular component: cytoplasm; myosin complex; actin cytoskeleton. The coding region runs from base 564 to 6062 and encodes 1832 amino acids.